This is a messenger RNA of Podarcis muralis (Common wall lizard), 1749 nucleotides long. RefSeq names its product carbonic anhydrase 2 (gene CA2). NCBI's taxonomy places the organism in Eukaryota, Metazoa, Chordata, Lepidosauria, Squamata, Lacertidae. Gene Ontology annotation, molecular function: zinc ion binding; carbonate dehydratase activity. The record is from RefSeq and is a predicted model, not a curated record. Gene Ontology annotation, biological process: regulation of intracellular pH; carbon dioxide transport. Gene Ontology annotation, cellular component: cytoplasm; plasma membrane; apical part of cell.
CCGCGCGCGGCGCUUGCCUGGCAGCCGGCCACCUUCUCUCCCCACCCCCCCGGCGGCUCUCGGAGCGCGCGCUCCGCUGGGAACCUCCUCCUCCUCCUCCUUCUCGUGCUCCUCCCUCGCUCACCUCAGCGAUGUCCGCGAGGGGCAUGGAGUUGGCCGGAGCCUAUAAAAGCCCCUGACAAGAACCCCAGCGCCACCGCCAGCACCGGCAAGCGAGAGCAAGGCGCCACACAGCGCGCGAGCGGCAGCAGCAGCAGCACGAGCCACAGCAGACGACGACGAGGAGGAGGAACCCGGGCGCCGCUGAGCCAUCACCAUCACCAUGUCUUGGGGUUACGGCAAGGACAACGGACCUGCUCACUGGCAUGAGAACUUCCCCAUUGCCAAUGGAGAGCGGCAGUCCCCAAUCAACAUCCAACCGAAGUCUGCCAAGUAUGAUGCCUCCUUGAAGUCCCUGAAUAUCAGUUAUGACCCAUCUGCAGCCAAAAACAUAGUGAACAAUGGGCAUUCCUUCAACGUGGAGUUUGAUGACUCUGGUGACAAAUGCGUGCUGAAAGGUGGUCCAGUUGAGGGAACUUACAAGCUGCUUCAGUUCCACAUUCAUUGGGGUUCCUGUGAAGGCCAAGGCUCUGAACACACUGUGGAUGGGGUGAAAUAUGAUGCUGAGCUUCAUUUGGUUCAUUGGAACACAAAGUAUGGUAGCUCUGGUGAAGCUGUGAAACAUCCUGAUGGUCUGGCUGUUGUGGGCGUGUUUUUGAAGGUAGGAAGUGCCUGUCCUGGAAUACAGAAAGUUGUUGAUGCUCUGGACACCAUUAAACACAAGGGCAAACAGGCUGCCUUCACAAACUUUGAUCCAACCGGUCUGCUUCCUGCCUCCCGUGAUUUCUGGACCUACCCAGGAUCACUGACCACUCCUCCUCUGCUUGAAUGUGUCACCUGGAUUGUUCUGAAGGAGCCCGUGACUGUCAGCAAGGAACAGAUGGACAAGCUCCGCUGCCUUUGCUUCAGUUGCGAGGGCGAGUCCCACUGUGCCAUGGUGGACAACUGGCGCCCUUGCCAGCCCUUGAAGACCAGGGAAGUUAGAGCCUCAUUCCAAUAAGCUGCGCCCAUUAAACAUUGCUGUGUCCUUGAGGGUUGAGUUAUUUUCCGCUAAGCACAAAUCAAACUACUGCCAUAUACAUGCACUGGCAACAUCUCUCUUCUCCCCCAAACCCCAGUGCUUUCUGCCUAUCAUCUUCUGACGUUUCUAAUAAUGAAGGCCAUAAAGUGUGGUUGUGUUUGCGGCAUGUUUGCAGUGUGUAUGCCAGGCUAAAGAGGGCAGGGAUGGGGAAUCAUGGUGUGGUGCUUGAUGAGAAUUGCUGUGAUUUUUUAUUUUUUGGUGCUGAGGCUGUAAUAGGAGAUCUUCAUUUGGCAGCUUGCCAAAGGAUAGGAUGAUAAGCAACAGAAAAAAUAAGCCAUUUUUUUAAAUUAAAAAAUAUAUAUAACCUCAUGGAACAUAUGAGGUUAAACGUACUCAGUAACUUGAAUCUUUCAUGGAAGCACAGGAAUGCAAUCUAAUAUGAACAUUUUACAUCUGAUUUAGAAGAAUACGUUGUAGCAACAUAGGCAUUGUAAUGCAAAAUUAGGACUGAGUUCUUAGCUUUUUAAAAAAGUUUGAAGUGUAAAUAUUUUAAUUGUUUUACAUUUUUAGCGAUAAAUCUGAAUCAUGUCUUAAUGUUAGUGUUAUUUUAUUUUUUUAAUUACAAAAAU